Messenger RNA from Olea europaea var. sylvestris, 636 nucleotides. Its product is annotated as peptide methionine sulfoxide reductase-like. The coding region runs from base 1 to 384 and encodes 127 amino acids. NCBI's taxonomy places the organism in Eukaryota, Viridiplantae, Streptophyta, Magnoliopsida, Lamiales, Oleaceae. Gene Ontology annotation, cellular component: cytoplasm. The record is from RefSeq and is a predicted model, not a curated record. Gene Ontology annotation, molecular function: peptide-methionine (S)-S-oxide reductase activity. The transcript is spliced from 2 exons. Gene Ontology annotation, biological process: cellular response to oxidative stress.
AUGUUGUUAUUUUAUUAUAACAGCAAUCCCUUAUCAGCACUUACUCGACAACGAAAGGGGGAACAUUGCGCCUUAACCAUAGGCUUAGUGGUGGUAAUGAAUUACCAAGUUAAAUGCAUUUUUCCACAGGGAAAUGAUGUGGGGGCUCAAUACCGGUCUGGAAUAUACUACUACAAUGAGAUUCAGGCUCAGUUGGCACGUGAAUCACUGGAAGCAAAGCAGAAUGAAUUCCCGAAUAAGAGGAUUGUCACUGAAAUUCUUCCUGCAAAGAAAUUUUAUCGAGCAGAAGAGUACCACCAGCAAUACCUGGAGAAGGGUGGAGGCCAAGGUCUGAAACAGUCAGCUGCUAAAGGGUGCACUGACCCAAUCAGAUGCUACGGUUAAUGCAACAAGCUGGCAAGGUCACCCCAUUCCUAUGUUCUUCCAUGAAAUAUGCCUAGUUUAUGGUCUUUUUUAAUUCUGUAUAUCGUGAUAUGAGAAUUAUGCUUUGAAAAUUUAAUGUUUUGUGUCUGUCCUACAUUUUAUGUUUAUGCUGAUGGUGUAAGUGCUGAUAGUCAGCGUAAAAGAUUGUGGUAAUGAAUGUAUGCUGGAAACAUACAGAGGGGUUAUAUGAAUAAAUUGUUGCAUUGACAACUA